AUGGGUGGUCCAACAGAUGACGACAUUGCCUCACCACCGCCUGAGGAUGGUGUUGAGAGAACUGAUGUCGAGAGAAUCGAAGGCCAUGAGAAGAAUGCCGAAGCGGUCAUUUCAUCGGAUCAAGAUAGUGCAGAGGCCCAUACUGGCUUAAACGCUGUGGAUAACGCUGUUGUCCCUAUCGAUAGAGUUUUCGUGGUUACGGUUGCUCCGUCCCGCACUCCACCCCCCAACAAAAGAAGCGAAGAGAACUAUCGCACACAUCACAGGUACCCAAUAUACCGGGAAUCCCCAUGGAUGAACCCUUCCUCGGCUCGGCGGCGUAUUCCUCGAACACAAAGAUUGAUCUACGAGCCUUGGGCUGGUAUAGUCUCUGAGCAACAAGUGGUCGCUGAGGUCCGAGGCGUAUUCGCCGGCUUGGGCAUGCUCGAGUCCAAAUGCAAAGAAGUAGACACCAAAGAUACCAUGUACCCACAUGGUGUCAUGGAUUUCCUGGAAGUAAUGCCCGAUUCUACUUUAGUGUGGCUUCAACGUAACGGCAUCGAUCCGGCGGAAGUCCUUUUCGACGCUAUGACGGCUUGGUUGGACAACAUGAACGAAUAUGUACAGGAAGGAGGCCAGCAGCUUUCAUGUCCGAAAGUAAUCGCAAAUUCGGCUGCUGUUUUUAACGCAGUCCCCCUAGAGUCGGCAGCUCUCAAGGAAGCCAACGCUCAACCGGCCAACCAUGCUUCCACUGAUGACGCUCUCCAGACUGGUUGCAGUGUCACUGUUGAUACACGCGACCCAGGUUUCUGCGCCGUGCCCAUUCCCGCGCUAAAGGAAGAUUCAACUAGUAUUCUCAUCGCCAAAGAGUAUCUACCCGCAUUCUUGGUGGCUCAAGAAUUGUGGGCCGAAGAAGUUGGGUCACCCGACUACGAUAGUCUAGUCUCAACCACUACGAGAUUGAUUGGCCAACAAGGUCGUAAGGACGUGCUGGUAGAAGGAUUUCACUCGACGGUGGGACGCGCACUGGUUGAUGCUGUAAAAGAGGCACUUAAGCGGGCAGAUCACAACGCCGCUGAGACUGCCAGACGUCAAGCUGAAGAAAAAACAAAAGCGGAGGCUAAGGCGAAUAGGCAGGCAGUAGCCCGAGCAAAGGAUACAGCUAUAAGCGAGCCGCUGCUUAUAUGUAAGCCAUUUGGCUUGGAUACGGUGCAACAGAAGGCGACCAAGGGGGAGAGUGAAAACGACACUUUUGAAAUUGCGCCCAGCCACGUCGCCGAAGAGCGCAAACCGAAUAAGGCUGUUCUAACAACAGAGGAGGCUCCCGGAACAUGUUGUUACGAACACUCUGCUAUCCAAGCGGAUUCUGCAAGCGAUGCCAGCCCUGAAAAGCAGCCUGCUAUUGCCAAUACUCCUCAGAACACCGGUGCUGAAGGACACGCAGGAGGAUGGAUCAAGCGUAUUGGAGAAUGGUCCUACAUAGCCGUUCGCGGCGGGUGGAUGAGAAGCUACAACGAUGAACAAUAUCAGGCUCUAAUUACCCUGCACCGCGCCCUGCUACAUGAGCAUUAUGACUUCUUCUUUGCAUCCCAACAGCAUCCUUCCGCUCCGGCGGCACUCAAAUACCUUGCAGAAGAGUAUUCCAUGGAGGCAAGGCUAUGGCAGCACGUUGUACACUCCCUCUUUGAGAAGUUUAGCCACCGACUACCUACGUCUCUCGAGUACAUGAAGGCUCUGGCCCUCAUGUCAUACACCAUGUUCGGACUGUUUGAGGAGACCGUCGCGGCAUCUCGCCUGACCUGGAUUGAAUAUCAAGCGGAUGUGGCUCGUUUAAGAAUGUCCAUCGAAGACGACGCUCUUGAACGGCUGCGCUGGAAGGAGAUAUCAAAGGAGUUGUUAAUACGAGCACAUGAAUACAAAGAAAACUACGCCAUCGGUCGCUUCUAUCAUCAUAUUGCCGCUUUAAGCCAGCCGGAUUAUCUGUUGCAGUUUUUCUACUACUUAAAAUCCCUUAAUGUCAAGCAGCCUUUCUUUGACACCCACAGUUCUCUUCUCACCCUUAUCGGAAUCUUCGUGACCCCGUCGAACAAGGAGUCUACGAUUGAAGCACAACACCUCUCUCAGGAUGAGACUAACUUGUUCACGGCCGUCUCCUGCCUGAUCCUCAUUGCGGAGAGUCCCAGUUUGCUUGCCAAAUACGGCUACCACGGUCAGAAGGUGACGCAUUUGCGUACCUUUGACGAGGCACUGGCCAAAAUUGCCGGACUUCCAGAUCAUACCACGGGUCACCCGUCUGUAGUCGAGUGUAUUGCGCAGCGCCGGUUUACAUGUCCUGGCGAGGUCGUGGCACAACGCUCUGCGCGUGCUGAACGCUACACUGUUCGCCCUAGCCCCGAGCUCGCCCUCAUGUUAUGCCAGUUGCUAUUUUUGGAUCCUUAUUAUGGCGACGAACAAUGCUUAGUAACGACAGCUUGGGCCCAGGACCUCGCGGAAUCCAGAUGGUCCGCUGAUAUCGCAGUCCAUAACCAAGGAGAUGGCGAUUUUACAGUAGUUGACAGGGCGGCCAGCCUGCUUGGAGUCGUUGUUACUAGCGUCCUGACUCAGCCAGACACACAGGACCUCAAGUUUUGGGAGUUUGUCCACGUGCUCCUGAUCUUCAUGCGCGCCCUCCAAGCUCGGCCAAAGCUGAAGGCACGCUGCGGUUACGCAUUCCACCCAGAGCUCUUAGCGCCGCUGCUUAACGUGCUCCUGCGUCAUUUUGAGAAAAAGGGAGGCAGCGAUUGGAAGUCAAUAUUCCAACCGGAAUUUCCUGUUAUGUUCUCAACCCUCAACAAGCAAGACCAACCAGGAGAUUACGGCAGAAGUAAUAGAUACGCUGACUGGGAGGUCUAUGUGCUCGAGCAGAGGGAAAAGGCCAAGCGACUCGAGACUGAAGCACCCACAGCUGCAACUGUGCCUGAUGUGGAAACAUCUGUCGCCACUGUUAUAACCCAGCACCGUAACGAGCUUGAAAUCAACGCGAAGAAAGUUGGAACUGACAGUGCCAACACUGAUUCUGCCGAGACAAAAUUCGGCCAAACUACCAAGAAAGAGCUCAAAAUCGAAGUCCCUCCGCACAAACACGUCGUAUCCAAGGUCAGCUUAGGUAAUGAGGGAUGCAGCGGGGAACGGCUCUACACGUGCCCACUUCCAGAGGAUUUCGUGAUUCGUGGGUUUUCCUUCGCCAGAAGUACACCUUGUCCCCCUCAGCCGGAGGAAAGCCCAAGCGAAGAGCAGCUUAAGAAGCAGACGGCGAGGGAGAAAUGGAUGAAAGAGGGUCUUGCCCGUCGAACCCUGACGCAAACCAGAUUAAAUAACAGGAAUAGGAAGCAGCAGCAAAAAAAAUGGAAGCGUGCCGAGCGAGAGGCGGCAAAAUGCUCCGAAGCUGACAGAGAGAAUGCUCUAGCGGAGACCACCAAAGACACAAUCUCGGCCAGUGAACCUGCCUCUGAAGUUUCCAUAGACGUGUUCGAGGCCACUGAUUUGGCUUUGCUGAAUACGAAGGACAUUACUGCCGAGGAUUCCAUGUACGAGCCAAUUAGUACACAAAAAGACUGCGAGAUGUCAGUUAGUGAAGUGGAAAUCGGGUGUCCCGAGUACACGGGGGUCAGCGAGAUUUUCGAGCAGGAAGACUUCCUACCAAACGACACAAGCGUGAGAACUACCUCCGAGAAAGCAGAGCAAAAAGUUGUCGACGAAGUCACUCUCCCUGAUUAUAUUGAAGAUGCAGAGACAGAAAAGGUUUCUCUUGAUUUUGAUCCAUAUUUCUUCCCAAUGGGCUAUUUCGACAAUUCUAAAUUCGACGACGCAGAAAAAGUAGUGCGCCAUGAGUCCGUCCAAGACGUCGACACUGUUCACUACCGCGAAGUCCGAAUCCUGUGGAUUUCGAUGAUGCUAACAGGGAUAAUGGACAACGAAUCUAGCUUCUUCUCUCGCGCUUCCGACACGGACGGCCAUGCUAUUUUGAGUGUAUACGGAGGCUUGUCUGCGCUAGAGCCCGAGUUCGAUGCCAAGAUGCCAGUACGCGUAACGCACGAGGGAGGCGUCGAGGUCGUUUAUGUCGACCCCACACUCUUGGAGCAAAAGACGAAAGCGACCGAGGACAUCCCGCUAGUGAGCCAGCCUAAAGACGCAGUCGAGCAGCCAAACGAGCCCGCCUACCAAGCUGGCACCAACGUGCCACAGAAGACUGUCACUCCUUGGAUGAUUGUUUUGCCCGAAGAUUACGACAGGAUCUCGAUUCGGAAGAGAAAAAUGUGGACGAGGGGUUCAUGCUUAGGGGCCGGACCUAGUAGUGACCCCCAAGGUAUCCGGCACCGGAGCACAGCUGACCGGAAUAGCACUUACCAUGUUUACCGCGGAGAUCGCCAAGAAGAGAAAAGGGGGCCAAACAUCUAUAUAGGCCGAAGAGGAGCAAGGUAUUGUGUGGAAAUUGAAGGAGGCUUAGAAGGGGGACGAUACUUGGGAGUGGUUUACUAA
Truncatella angustata is the source of this 4497-nucleotide messenger RNA. RefSeq lists its product as uncharacterized. The coding region runs from base 1 to 4497 and encodes 1498 amino acids. The transcript is spliced from 5 exons. Lineage: Eukaryota; Fungi; Ascomycota; Sordariomycetes; Amphisphaeriales; Sporocadaceae. Gene Ontology annotation, molecular function: protein binding. The record is from RefSeq and is a predicted model, not a curated record.